AUCAUGAAAUUAAGUCUGUUCUCUUCCAAGAUGAUACCAUCUAUUGAAUGUCCACCUUCCGAUAUCUGUGUUUAAACUCACCUGUUUGCAGUGAAGCAGGGGUUCUUAGACACAGCUAGUGGGAGUGUAAGUAGGUACAAAUGUUCUAGAGGACAGCUUGAUCCUGCAAAGUCAGCUCUGGAAAUUUAUCCUAAUGAAAUAAUUAAGGAUGCUCAUGAAGAGUGCAGUCCUGAUUGUAAUAAAAGAAAAGCUGGGGAUAGAUGAAAUGUCUAAUAGUACGAGACUGGUUGUAACUUCUGAUAUACUGAACAAGGGGAUGUAAAGCAGAUGAUAAAUGAUAGUGGGAUUCACAAUAUAUCCAAUGCAAAAAGAAAAAAAAAGGCUUGACCCUUUUUUGUAGAUACUUGUAUUUACAUGUGAAUGCACAUGCAUGGGAAGGGACGUGGGAGGGUCCACACGAAGGUAUUGACCAGAAGCCCUUUGUGGGCAGGAAGCCUGCAUGUUGUUUAUAUCCUCCUGUCCUAUUGGUGCCCUAUCAGUGAUCUCUGAUUUUUUUCGAGUAUGAAUUUUUAUUUUAAGAAAAGAAUAGAAUCUUCACUAAGUAAUGCAUGUCAGAGUCAAAAUAUACAUAUUUAAAUAAUUUCGUGUUGUUUUCCAACUCAAAGAAAAAGUAGGAAAUGGAUAAUGCAAGCCAGAUCUCAUGUUUUGUUAAUUUAUACUUUAUUUGUAAGGAACGCCAAUAGCCCAUAGAGUGUGAUCAUUACAGCACUAUGAUGAAAAUAGACGCCAGCUCAUCUAUUCGGGAGAUGAGUUGUGGCUCUGUGGUUAUUAGAUACUGCUUUCACUUAGCUUUAGCACGGAGGGGCUUGGAGGAGAGGGCUUCUGAUGUCUUGUGGUUCUCAUGGCUUGUAGACACUGGACCCACCCACCCACUUUCUUGUACUGAAAGAAUAACCAUCGGGUAUGGUUAACUUCUCCGUGAUUUGAUACAUUAGGACGUGUAAAGAAGUUGAUAGUUAAUAUCAUUGCUUAUUUCUCACUGGGUGAAAACUUUUGAUAUGUUAUUACAAACAGAUACAAGUUCUCUAAAGCCAUUUUGUAGGCCCUAGAAUUGUAUUCUCUUUACUAUAUUUAUAGUUUCAUUGUUCUUAAAAUAAAGGAGGAUUUCUGCACACUAAAGCUUACGAAGAGAUUUUAGUAAGGAACAUAUUUGAGAUGCACAAUGAGAAAAGCAUCAUGCUUUUUUGAAAAAUAAUAAUAAACCAUUGUUCGUGUAGGACUUCCACAUCACAUACUCCUCAAGCAACCUGCUAAUGUGAGUAUGAGUACCCCCAUUUUAAAGAUGAGAAAAGAGAGGAUCAAGGUCAGAGAAGUAAAUGGCUUGUCCCAGACCAAAGAACAAGUAAAUGGGAGAGCCUGGACUUUAAACCCUGGUCUCCUGACUCGAAGUACUGAGUUUCUUCCCCUGUGUUGGUAAAACUCGGAAUAGGGUCUGUAGUACUGUUAACAUCAAGUCUAAGGGGAGUGAAGGGCACAGGGAUUGUCCUUUUGGUAUUGCAUGGAGUUGUUGGUUUUUCUUUAUUUGCUGAACCAAGCAGUCUGGUGCUGGUGGUAGUGAAGACCCAGAACAUGCUGGGCGGCUUUGGGACCCCUGCCAGCCUAACCCUCUCCUCUCUGCCCACAGUGUGCCCGAGUGCGUGUGGAAAGCGAGCGUGCACCGAGAACAACGAGUGCUGCCAUGCCGAGUGCCUGGGCAGCUGCAGCGCGCCCGACAAUGCCACGGCCUGCGUCGCCUGCCGCCACUACUACUACGCGGGCGUCUGUGUGCCCACCUGCCCACCCAACACCUACAAAUUUGAGGGCUGGCGCUGCGUGGACCGGGACUUCUGCGCCAACAUCCCCAACGCUGAGAGCAAUGACUCCGAGGGCUUCGUCAUCCACGACGGCGAGUGCAUGCAGGAGUGCCCCUCGGGGUUCAUCCGCAACGGGAGCCAGAGCAUGUACUGCAUCCCUUGCGAAGGUCCUUGCCCCAAAGUCUGUGAGGAAGAGAAGAAAACAAAGACCAUUGAUUCUGUGACUUCUGCGCAAAUGCUUCAAGGAUGCACCAUCUUCAAGGGCAACUUGCUCAUUAAUAUUCGACGAGGCAAUAACAUUGCCUCGGAGCUGGAGAACUUCAUGGGGCUUAUCGAGGUUGUGACGGGCUACGUGAAGAUCCGCCAUUCCCAUGCCUUGGUCUCCUUGUCCUUCCUGAAAAAUCUUCGCCAGAUUUUAGGAGAGGAGCAGCUAGAAGGGAAUUACUCCUUCUACGUCCUUGACAACCAGAACCUGCAGCAGCUGUGGGACUGGGACCACCGCAACCUGACAAUCAAAGCGGGGAAGAUGUACUUUGCUUUUAAUCCCAAAUUGUGCGUUUCUGAAAUUUACCGCAUGGAGGAAGUGACGGGGACUAAAGGGCGCCAGAGCAAAGGGGACAUAAACACGAGGAACAAUGGAGAAAGAGCCUCUUGUGAAAGUGAUGUGCUGCAUUUUACCUCCACCACCACGUGGAAGAAUCGGAUUAUUAUCACCUGGCACCGCUACCGGCCCCCUGACUACAGGGAUCUCAUCAGCUUCACCGUGUACUACAAGGAAGCCCCCUUUAAAAACGUGACGGAGUACGAUGGGCAGGACGCCUGUGGCUCCAACAGCUGGAACAUGGUAGACGUGGACCUCCCUACCAACAAGGACAUCGAGCCAGGCAUUUUACUGCAUGGACUGAAGCCCUGGACUCAGUACGCCGUUUACGUCAAGGCAGUGACUCUCACCAUGGUGGAAAAUGACCACAUCCGUGGGGCCAAGAGUGAAAUCUUAUACAUUCGCACCAAUGCGUCAGUUCCUUCAAUUCCCCUGGAUGUUCUUUCAGCAUCAAACUCCUCUUCUCAGCUGAUUGUGAAGUGGAACCCGCCCUCCCUGCCAAAUGGUAACCUGAGCUACUACAUCGUGAGGUGGCAGCGGCAGCCCCAGGACAGUUACCUUUACCGGCACAAUUACUGCUCCAAAGACAAAAUCCCCAUCAGGAAGUAUGCCGACGGCACCAUUGAUGUUGAGGAGGUGACGGAGAAUCCCAAGACCGAGGUGUGUGGUGGAGAGAAAGGGCCUUGCUGUGCCUGCCCCAAAACUGAGGCCGAGAAGCAGGCCGAGAAGGAGGAGGCCGAGUACCGGAAAGUCUUCGAGAAUUUCCUGCACAAUUCCAUCUUCGUGCCCAGACCUGAGAGGAAGCGGAGGGAUGUCACGCAAGUUGCCAACACCACCACGUCCAGCCGGAGCAGGAACACCACGAUGGCAGAUACCUACAACGUCACAGACCCAGAAGAGCUGGAGACAGAGUUCCCCUUCUUUGAGAGCAGAGUGGAUAACAAGGAGAGAACCGUCAUUUCAAACCUGCGGCCUUUCACUUUGUACCGCAUCGAUAUUCACAGCUGCAAUCAUGAGGCUGAGAAGCUGGGCUGCAGCGCCUCCAACUUCGUCUUUGCAAGGACCAUGCCAGCAGAAGGAGCAGAUGACAUUCCUGGGCCAGUGACCUGGGAGUCAAGGCCUGAAAACUCCAUCUUUCUAAAGUGGCCAGAACCUGAGAAUCCCAAUGGAUUGAUACUAAUGUAUGAAAUAAAAUAUGGAUCACAAGUCGAGGAUCAGCGGGAGUGUGUUUCCAGACAGGAGUACCGGAAGUAUGGAGGGGCCAAGCUUAACCGGCUAAACCCAGGGAACUACACGGCCCGGAUUCAGGCCACUUCCCUUUCUGGGAAUGGGUCGUGGACAGAACCUGUGUUCUUCUAUGUCCCAACCAAAGUAAGACCGUAUGAAAACUUCAUCCAUCUGAUCAUUUCCGUGCCUGUGGCUGCCUUGUUGAUAGUGGGAGGGCUAGUUAUAAUGCUGUACGUCUUCCACAGGAAGAGAAAUAACAGCAGGCUGGGGAAUGGAGUGCUGUAUGCCUCUGUGAACCCAGAGUACUUCAGCGCAGCCGACGUGUACGUUCCAGAUGAGUGGGAGGUAGCACGAGAGAAGAUCACCAUGAGCCGAGAGCUUGGGCAGGGGUCAUUUGGAAUGGUGUAUGAAGGAGUUGCCAAGGGUGUGGUUAAAGAUGAGCCCGAAACCCGGGUGGCCAUUAAAACGGUGAACGAGGCUGCGAGCAUGCGGGAAAGGAUUGAAUUUCUCAACGAGGCUUCAGUGAUGAAGGAGUUCAAUUGUCACCAUGUGGUGCGAUUGUUGGGCGUGGUGUCCCAGGGCCAGCCCACGCUGGUCAUCAUGGAACUGAUGACACGGGGGGAUCUCAAAAGUUACCUCAGGUCUCUGAGGCCAGAAAUAGAGAAUAAUCCAGUCCUAGCACCUCCAAGCCUAAGCAAGAUGAUUCAGAUGGCAGGCGAGAUUGCAGACGGCAUGGCAUACCUCAACGCCAACAAGUUCGUUCACAGAGACCUUGCUGCCCGGAACUGCAUGGUGGCUGAAGACUUCACAGUCAAAAUUGGAGAUUUUGGCAUGACGAGAGAUAUCUAUGAGACAGACUAUUACCGCAAAGGAGGGAAAGGGCUGCUGCCUGUGCGCUGGAUGUCUCCCGAGUCACUCAAGGAUGGAGUCUUCACCACUCAUUCUGACGUCUGGUCCUUUGGGGUCGUCCUCUGGGAGAUCGCCACACUGGCCGAGCAGCCAUACCAGGGCUUAUCCAACGAGCAAGUCCUUCGCUUUGUCAUGGAGGGCGGCCUUCUGGACAAGCCGGACAACUGUCCAGACAUGCUGUUUGAGCUGAUGCGCAUGUGCUGGCAGUACAACCCCAAAAUGAGGCCUUCCUUCCUGGAGAUCAUCAGCAGCAUCAAGGACGAGAUGGAGCCCGGCUUUCGGGAGGUCUCCUUCUACUACAGCGAGGAGAACAAGCCCCCCGAACCGGAGGAGCUGGACCUGGAGCCGGAGAAUAUGGAGAGUGUCCCCCUGGACCCCUCUGCCUCCUCGUCCUCCCUGCCGCUGCCCGACAGACACUCAGGACACAAGGCUGAGAAUGGCCCGGGCCCUGGUGUGUUGGUUCUCCGAGCCAGCUUUGAUGAGAGACAGCCUUACGCGCACAUGAAUGGGGGACGCAAGAACGAGAGGGCCUUGCCUCUGCCCCAGUCUUCAACCUGCUGAUCCUUGGAUCCCGAAACCCGUGCAAACCGUAAUAUGUGUGCGCACUCAGUGGCGGGGUGGGGGGAGGAAGAGAGAACAUUUUAACAAUAUAUUCAAAAGCCUCCUGUACCUCAGUGGAUCUUCAGAGCUGCCAUUGCUGCCCACGGGAGACGGCUUCUCUUCAGUAAACACAUUUGGGAUGUUCCUUUUUUCAAUAUGCAAGCAGCUUUUUAUUUUCCUAACCAAACCCUCCAACUGACAUGGGCCUUUAAAAACCUUAAUGACAACACGUAAUAGCAACAGAGCACUUGAGAACCCAUCCUCCUCGCUCUUUCCCUGUCUCUUUUCCUUAUGUCUCUCUGACGUAUUUCUCUUUCUCUGCUUCAUAGUGGAAACGUUUGCCACAAGUCCAGCCAUGACACCCUUUUUACCAGAAUGAGAAAAUGGCUGUCCAGGUGGUUCCACAGUGUCCCUAUCAGCACCUGCCCCACACUGUAGGUCUUAAUCAAAACCAGUUGGGACUAAAUUUUUUAACUGUAUCUUUAACCUUUUGAGGGACAUACAAAAUUUAAAAAGGGCCAUAAAUCAUCCAAGUUUGUUACCAUUUUAAUGCUGCCAAAUUUUGCCAAAAUCUGGAACUUUCCCCCUCACAACCCCUGCAUUUAAUUUCUUAUUUCCAGAGGCAUGGAGAGAGCAUGGUAUUUAGUUAACUCCAUUUAAGAGAAAUGUUGGUGAUGCCCUCCAUCUGAUCAUUCACUGGCAUUGUUUUAAGUCUCAUGUUCACGGUGAUUUACCUGCUUUUGGCUAGCUUAGUAUUUGGGGGAACUGGACAAAAAUGGGACUUUCUCUCAGUGGAGAUGGGGAGAAGCUGAACUGGCUUCCCUGCCCCACUUCCCCCACCCCUGCCCUCUAGCCCCCAAGAAUUCUGGAGAAAACAGGCCCUGUCAAGAGCCUGAGACACAAGCUUUGAGCAAAGGUCGUCCUCAUGGCAGUGUCCCCGCCCCACCCUGCCCCCUCCCGGCCCCAGGGACACAGGUGGGAAGGGGUUUCUGGGGACUCAGCCCAGCCGUUUAUGCAGGUUUGCAAGGAGAGAAAUUCAAACAGCACCACAACAAUACGAAGAAAAGCAGUAAAUGGAUUCAAGCAUUCUAAGCUUUGUUGACAUUUUCUCUGUUACUAGGACUUCUUCAUGGGUCUUACAGUUCUAUGUUAGACCAUGAAACAUUUGCAUACACAUCGUCUUUAAUGUCACUUUUAUAACUUUUUUACAGUUCAGAUAUUCAUCUAUACGUCUGUACAGAAAAAAAAAAAAGCUGCUAUUUUUUUUGUUCUUUAUCUUUGUGGAUUUAAUCUAUGAAAACCUUCAGGUCUACCCUCCUUCCCUUUCUGCUCACUCCAAGAAACUUCUUAUGCUUUGUACUAGAGCGUGUGACUUUCUUCCUCUUUUCCCAGUAAUUGAUACUUCUAUAACAUAAUUUGCCAUGAACUGUUUGAUGCCUUUUUAUAAACACAUCCUCCUCUCCCCAGCCGCCCCCCCACCCCAUUAGUUGUUUUCUAACCCGUAGGCUCUGUGGGUACGAGGUUGGUGAGGGAAAAGGGUUGGGGGAAGACUGGAGCCUGUCCCUCCUGGGAGCACCUGGCCUGGCUGGCUGAGCCCCCCUCUUUCCUUAGCCUGCUCUCACACAGCAUUCGAGUCUGUUACAGUACAAGACAUGAUACAAACUCAGGUCAGGAAAAAAAAAAAGGUUGUCUUUUGCACAUCCUUGUUCAGUGUUUCUAUCCACCAUUGUUGAGAAGUCUCACCUUCGCUUUCCCUUGCCUUUGUUUCGGUUGUGACACACAUAUAUAUAUUUUUUUAAUUCUUGGGUACAACAGCAGUUUUAACUGCAGACACUAGGCAUUUAGGUUACUAUUUUUUUAAGUGGGUAUUUAAUCCUUCCAUCCCGUGAGAAACAGCUGCUGAGUCCAAGGGUGUAGCUGAGUGUGGUCCAGCAGGCCCCCUGUGGCUUUGUCCCCACCCUCACCAAACCGACCUACCUGUC
This is a messenger RNA of Trichechus manatus latirostris (Florida manatee), 7172 nucleotides long. Its product is annotated as insulin-like growth factor 1 receptor. The record is from RefSeq and is a predicted model, not a curated record. The transcript is spliced from 19 exons. Gene Ontology annotation, biological process: positive regulation of MAPK cascade; insulin-like growth factor receptor signaling pathway; cellular response to glucose stimulus. Lineage: Eukaryota; Metazoa; Chordata; Mammalia; Sirenia; Trichechidae. Gene Ontology annotation, molecular function: insulin receptor substrate binding; insulin receptor activity; ATP binding. Gene Ontology annotation, cellular component: plasma membrane; insulin receptor complex; axon. Bases 1630 to 5151 code for a protein of 1173 amino acids.